This is a messenger RNA of Protomyces lactucae-debilis, 1068 nucleotides long. RefSeq lists its product as uncharacterized. The coding region runs from base 127 to 984 and encodes 285 amino acids. Gene Ontology annotation, molecular function: protein binding. The record is from RefSeq and is a predicted model, not a curated record. The transcript has 2 exons. Gene Ontology annotation, cellular component: EMC complex. Gene Ontology annotation, biological process: protein folding in endoplasmic reticulum. Lineage: Eukaryota; Fungi; Ascomycota; Taphrinomycetes; Taphrinales; Protomycetaceae.
CUGACACACUGACACUGCUGCAGCUGUACAGAGUACACAGUGCACAGUACAUACGUUUAGCUAGCCUAGCAUUUACUAGCACUGGAAUUACUGCUCUGCUCUCAUUGACACAAGCUUGCUCAUCAAAUGCUGGACUUGGAAGAGCUAAGGCGCCGGCGGCAACAUGCUCGCCUCUCUGAUGACCCCGCUGAAGUUGCUGCGACUGUGCAAAGCUUGAUCAAUUCAGGCAAAAUAAGCUCUACCGGUAUCGAGCAAUGGGACCUAUAUGAACAAGGCAUGGUUGCAGCUCUCAUUGUUGCAGAUGACUCUCUGGCGUUGGAGUGCUUGACAAGACUGUCCGACAAGUUUCCAGAGUCUGCCCGAGUUCACGCUCUGAAGGGCAUGCACCUUGAAGCAACAAAGGACGCUGAUGCUGCCUUGGCCUUCUAUAAUAAAGUAUUGGCUGUAGAGCCUACCAAUGUGCCGGUCAUAAAACGGAGAAUUACUCUCUUCAAGUCAACAGGAAAGGUCGGCGAUGCGAUACAAGCACUUUGCACCUACGUCGAUGUCUUCUACACAGACGCGGAUGCUUGGGCAGAACUGGCAGAACUCUAUGCUUCAGUCAAUGCCCAUGAGCGUGCCAACUUUUGCUACGGCGAGGCGGUCCUACUGGCACCACAUGAAUCUAUGACGCAUCUCCUGUACGCAGAUUCAUUCUACACGCUGGCCAUUCAGCAUCCAGGAUCUAACCACAUGGAGCACGCUCUUCGCGAAUACUUGCGCGCAAUUGAACUUAGAGAUAACUCACUACGUGCUUUCUGCGGCGUCAAAGUAUGCUGCUCCGCUCUGAUGGGAGAUCUCAAGGAGACGACUGCUGUAGAGCUCAAGAAACUGGAUCUGCUCGCCACAAAGCAACUCGCGCAAUUGACAAGCAAAGGUCUUGCAGGUGCGCAAGAAGUAGAGUUCGCGAAAAGCUUGCUGGGGCAAGCACAGCUCGUCAAGUGAUCGAGAUAGGCUAAAUUUGUUUCUUCAUUCGCUUGCUCAGAGAGAUAUGAUAGCUGCGUACUUGCUCUGCCGAUGUAAUUCACG